AUGACACUCUCUUCACUCAGUUUCACCAUCUCCAACCCCACCACAACAGCAUCAUGGAACACACAAAACACACCACAACCCAACAACACUGUUCCAUCUCCCAACACUUUCUGUUCCAUCACCCUCAACAAAACACACCUUUUCAGAAUCCACUGCAUUAACCCACAACCCAUCUCACCCUUGGAAUAUCCCAAAUCCGAUCAAACUGAUAUCGGUGGCGGAGGUGAUGACGGCGAUGAUUUCGGCGGAGGAAGAGGCGGAGAUGAUGGAGAUCACGGAGAAGCAGAAGAUGGAGAUGAAGAGUUUGGACCUCUGUUGAAUUUCGAAGCGGUUAUGAAAGAAGUUGAAGCUCGUGGUGUUACGUUGCCUUCUGAUAUGGAAGAAGCUGCGAGGAUCACUGGCAUUCGUCAAAUGUUUCUUCUUCGUUACUUGGAAUUACAAGGUUCUUCUGGGCCAUUGUCUUUUCUGAUGAAGCAUUGUUCUAUGUUGAGAAAUCGAAUGUUAGCAGACCCUUCUUUUCUCUUUAAAGUUGGAACUGAGGUUGUUAUAGACUCUUGUUGUGCGACAUUUGCGGAGGUUCAGAAAAGAGGCAAGGAUUUUUGGGCUGAGUUUGAGUUGUAUGCUGCUGAUCUUCUUGUUGGUGUGGUUGUUGACAUUGCUUUGGUGGGUAUGUUGGCACCUUACGCACGAAUUGGCAAGCCUUCUUUGUCAAAAGGUUUGCUCGGACGCAUUCAGCAUGCUUGUGCUGCUCUUCCUAGCAGUGUUUUUGAAGCUGAAAGACCAGGGUGCAAAUUCUCUGCAAUGCAGCGCGUUGCCACGUACUUCUACAAGGGUGCGUUGUACGGAUCUGUUGGCUUUGGAUGUGGUAUUGUUGGUCAAGGAAUUGCAAAUAUGAUCAUGAAUGCCAAAAGGAGCAUUAGUAAAUCUGAAGACGACAUACCGAUUCCUCCUCUUCUGCAAAGUGCAGCUCUUUGGGGUUUCUUCCUCGCUGUGUCAUCCAACACCCGUUAUCAAAUCAUCAACGGACUGGAAAGCCUCGUCGAAAAAUCUCCAGUGGCAAAGAAGGUUCCGCUUGUUGCAAUGGCGUUCACUGUUGGUGUGCGAUUUGGCAACAACAUCUAUGGUGGUAUGCAGUUCAUAGAUUGGGCCAAAUUGAGCGGCGUACAAUAA
Vicia faba (fava bean) is the source of this 1170-nucleotide messenger RNA. The record is from the annotation of a GenBank genome assembly. NCBI's taxonomy places the organism in Eukaryota, Viridiplantae, Streptophyta, Magnoliopsida, Fabales, Fabaceae.